AGAGGCCAAAGCCGAGCCGAGCCGAGCCGGAUCGUCCCCUCUUCCCUUCUCUUUUCGGGAUUUCUCUGGAGCUCUCUCUGUCUCCAUAACUCCCUCCGUGUCCCCUCUCGGAUGGCUCCAUUGAUGACCACCUUUCUCUUUUCUAUUCCCAAGGUGGAUCUUUUUGAGCUUUGCUGACUGUGAUCGCCAAAGGAUUUCCACUAGCACAACCUCUGAAAGCGAAGCCCCUCGCCGUUCUGAUUGCACAUGUUGUCUCCCCGAUUUUUGUUUCUUUUGUGUCCGAUCAUCGUUUGCAGCUUGUGAUUCUCCUUCUCACGGCGGGAUUCAGUUUACUGUAUCAAUUUUGGGCCUCAUCGGUCUUGUACUCUGUUCUUUAUUCACAUAUUAUAAGAAAACCAGACUAGGGUUCAACUCCUUUUUUGUUCUCAUCGCCUUCUCUUAUAUAGUUUCAAUUUAUUGUAGCUUUGGGUUCCAUGUCAAUGGAUUUUCCCGUCCCGGUAUUGUAUUAUCGACGUUUAUAAGAUUAUUAUCUUCUCAUUGUUUUUUUCUUGAUAUGAUUUUCUAAAAAAAUAGAAAAAAAGGGGGAAAUUUUGGUAAAAAAUUAUCAUCAAGCAACAUCCCUUUUUCUUAAUACAAGAGAGAGUGAGAGAGGGAAAAAAACGAGACUGUUAAACUUGCGUGUUAAUUACGUAUGGGGAGCCCUGCAUUAAGUGGCCGGAAUAACGGGCAGCGAUUAGGCAUUACUGAUCCUAUUUCGUUGAGUGGGCCGACGGAGUAUGAUGUGAUAAAGACUCGCGAACUCGAAAAGUAUCUGCAAGAUGCUGGAUUGUACGAAAGUCAGGAGGAAGCCGUGAGUAGAGAGGAAGUUCUUGGGAGACUAGACCAGAUUGUGAAGAUUUGGGUUAAAACAAUUAGUCGUGCGAAGGGGUUGAAUGAGCAACUGGUGCAAGAAGCCAAUGCUAAGAUUUUCACGUUCGGUUCAUAUCGUUUAGGGGUGCAUGGCCCUGGAGCAGAUAUUGAUACGCUGUGUGUGGGACCUAGACAUGCAACACGUGAAGAGGACUUUUUCGGUGAGCUACAUAAAAUACUGUCAGAGAUGCCAGAAGUAUCUGAGUUGCACCCUGUGCCUGAUGCUCAUGUCCCUGUGAUGAAAUUUAAGUUUGCCGGGAUUUCUAUUGAUCUUCUCUAUGCAAAAUUGUCACUUUGGGUUAUUCCUGAAGACUUGGAUAUAUCUCAGGACUCGAUACUACAGAAUGCAGAUGAACAGACAGUUCGUAGUUUAAAUGGUUGUCGAGUUACUGAUCGAGUUCUGCGAUUAGUUCCAAAUAUUCAGAGUUUUCGAACAACAUUGAGAUGCAUGAGGUUUUGGGCAAAACGCCGAGGCGUUUAUUCCAAUGUUUCUGGGUUUCUUGGCGGUAUAAACUGGGCGUUGCUUGUUGCUCGCAUAUGCCAACUAUAUCCCAAUGCAUUGCCAAAUAUGCUCGUGUCUCGGUUUUUCAGGGUCUUCACCCGGUGGCGCUGGCCAAAUCCAGUCAUGCUCUGUGCUAAUGAAGAAGGAUCUCUUGGACUUCCAGUUUGGGAUCCAAGGAGAAAUCCGAAGGAUAGAUUCCAUUUAAUGCCUAUUAUUACUCCUGCUUAUCCUUGCAUGAAUUCUAGCUACAAUGUUUCAUCAAGCACUCUGCGUAUUAUGACUGAAGAAUUUCAGAGGGGACAUGAUAUUUGUGAGGUUAUGGAAGAAAAUAAGGCCGAUUGGGAUACACUUUUCGAGCCCUACCCCUUCUUCGAGGCGUACAAAAACUAUUUACAAACUGACAUUACUGCAGAAAAUGAUGAUGAUCUAAGAAACUGGAAGGGUUGGGUUGAAUCUCGUCUUCGCCAACUGACAUUGAAGAUUGAGAGACAUACGUAUAACAUGCUUCAGUGCCAUCCACAUCCAGGAGAUUUUUCAGACAAAUCCAGACCUUUCCACCAUUGUUAUUUCAUGGGUUUGCAGCGAAAACAAGGAGUUCCUGCAAGUGAGGGUGAACAGUUCGAUAUGAGGUUGACAGUCGAUGAAUUUAAACGUUCUGUCAACAUGUAUACAAUGCGAAAGCGUGGGAUGGAGAUUUAUGUAACACAUGUGAAAAGGAGGAAUAUACCAAAUUUCGUUUUUCCGGGUGGAGUUCGACCUUCACGUGCAUCAAAAAUGACUUGGGAUAGUAGGCGUAGUUUGGAACUAAAAGCUUCUGAUAGCACUCAAGUAGACAGGCCUUUUGAAGCUACAGAAAGUUUAGAUGGAGUAGAAGAUAGAAGGAAAAGAAGGCGUAUUGAUUAUAAUGCAAAUACUACCUUGAGAAAUGGAGAGUGCUUGGCUGCUGCUCAUUCCCAGCCUGUGGAAGUUCACGAAGUCAGCCAAAUCAGCACCACUAGCUCAUGUUCCAUAAAGGAUGUGAAUUCUAUUCCCACUAGUGCAAAUAACAUAGAAAAUCUGGCAGAUGUGUCCUCUCAGAAUAAUGGAGACCAAGCUGCGGCAGCUGAUACACCAAGCUGUAAAGAAGCAGAGAAGCUGGCAAUUCAAAAGAUUCUGUCUGGCUCAUACGACUCUCACAAAGAGUUUCCUUGUGAGCCUGAAGAGCUCGAUGAUAUUGAUUAUACAAAACAAGCUAUAGAUUUUGGGGCCACUCGGCAAGGUAUCCCCAUGACGUCUUCGGUUGCAAAAACAUCUUCCGUAGUAGUUCCUAUGACAUCUUGCAAUGAAGCACGGCUGACCUCAAGAUCAUAUUCCAAUGGGGGCUUAGAGGAGCUUGAGCCUGCUGAAGUAGUGGCGCUAUCGUCAACUGGGACCACUCGUGCACCCGUGGCCGAGCGAAAGCCAAUCAUCAGGUUGAGCUUCACUUCCUUGGGCAAGGCUGGUAAAAGCUCGUGAAGAAGGGUUCUUCCAAAAGCAGCUUGUGAGAGCAUUCUUCUAAUCUAUUAUGUAUCAGGCUAUGUCUUGCCAGUCGAUUUUCUUUUCAUGUAACUCUUGACCCUUAAUGAUAUAAAAAAGAAAAAAAAGGAAAAAAAAUGGUCUAAGUUUGUAUGUAGUAUGCAUAAUCGGCUUGAAGGCCUCUACGUAGCCAACAGUUCUACAAAUGUACCAGUCGGUUUAUGCCUCUUUUUUCUACCGUAUUAAUGCAGAUGAUAGCUUUUUUAUUAUCGAA
Messenger RNA from Cucurbita maxima (winter squash), 3179 nucleotides. RefSeq names its product nuclear poly(A) polymerase 1-like. Gene Ontology annotation, cellular component: nucleus. The coding region runs from base 692 to 2905 and encodes 737 amino acids. The transcript is spliced from 12 exons. Lineage: Eukaryota; Viridiplantae; Streptophyta; Magnoliopsida; Cucurbitales; Cucurbitaceae. Gene Ontology annotation, molecular function: RNA binding; poly(A) RNA polymerase activity. The record is from RefSeq and is a predicted model, not a curated record.